Alternaria postmessia is the source of this 219-nucleotide messenger RNA. RefSeq lists its product as uncharacterized. The record is from RefSeq and is a predicted model, not a curated record. The transcript is spliced from 2 exons. Bases 1 to 219 code for a protein of 72 amino acids. Lineage: Eukaryota; Fungi; Ascomycota; Dothideomycetes; Pleosporales; Pleosporaceae.
AUGGCCAGCGAGCUGGAGGAACUCGUCAAGGCGUCGACGCGCGAGGAUAGCGAUGAGGAUGAUGACGAAAAUGCAAAGGACGGAUACUCUGAUUCGACCGGAACUGAUGGGCAAAACUUUCAAGUCAAUGAUGGCUGGCAGAGAAAAGGGACCAGGGAACUGCAACGCGAGAGGAGAGAGAAAAGCGAGGGUACUGCUUCUAGUCCUGAGACUGUAUGA